AUGCAACAGAGUUUGACCCUGAAUUCUGAUCAAAUUCGUGGUGGACUCUUCGGAUUUAUCACAAAACCAAAAACACCGUCUAGUCGUGCACUCAUUAUUUUUCUAGGCUUUUUAUUACAAAUUAUUGUGUAUUAUGGUGUAUUUGUCAAUUUUCCACCGGAUGCUCCUACUCUUGAAACAUCAACAAUACCUUAUUUUGACUUUAGUAAAUCAGUUAGCCAAACAAUAACAUUCGUUGGAAGUUUCUUAGUUGGUUUAGGCGAUAGUAGUUUAAAUACUCAACUAAUGAAUGUUUUGGCUGGAAGAUACAAAGAGACUAGUGCUUCGGCUUUUGCCAUUUUUAAAUUAGUCCAGUCUCUUAUGUCUGCAAUUGCAUUUUUUUAUGCUGGUGCAUUAGCGCUGCCAUAUCAGUUACUUAUUGUGGUUAUAUUUUUAUUUUUUGGAACUUUAGCAUUUUUUAUUGUUUUAUUUGAUGACGAUUCAUCUGCACAUAUAGGACACAGUUCAACGCUGUCAACAGCAAUAUUAACAGAAGGAGAACCUGUUAAUGUUGAUGAUGAAGAUCGCCAAUAA
Messenger RNA from Didymodactylos carnosus, 573 nucleotides. The record is from the annotation of a GenBank genome assembly. Lineage: Eukaryota; Metazoa; Rotifera; Eurotatoria; Philodinida; Philodinidae.